AUGAACUUAAUAAUCAAAGAAGAGGGUGCUGGAAGAAAAAGUACGGAAGAAAUCGCAGGGAAGGAAUCGAAAAGGAAGGAACCGCAGUGUGGUCAACGUCAGAAUGAAGUAAUAAGCAUGAAAGAUAUGAAAACUAGUACCGGUGAGAAGCUUCACAUUCAUCCGACAUGCAACAAAACCUUCCCUCAUUCAUCAACUUUGAAAGAUCAUAUAAGAACUCAUACUGGUGAGAAGCCAUACGUUUGUCCGAUAUGCAACAACAGUUUCGCUCAAUCACCGAGUAGGAAGAACCAUAUGAGAACUCAUACCGGUGAGAAGCCGUACAUUUGUUGGAUAUGCAACGGCAGUUUCGCUCAAUCAUCAAUUACGGGGAACCCAUAUGAGAAUUCAUACCGCUGA
Messenger RNA from Loa loa (African eye worm), 399 nucleotides. RefSeq names its product zinc finger protein. Lineage: Eukaryota; Metazoa; Nematoda; Chromadorea; Rhabditida; Onchocercidae. The record is from RefSeq and is a predicted model, not a curated record. The coding region runs from base 1 to 399 and encodes 132 amino acids. The transcript has a single exon. Gene Ontology annotation, molecular function: DNA-binding transcription factor activity; RNA polymerase II cis-regulatory region sequence-specific DNA binding. Gene Ontology annotation, biological process: regulation of transcription by RNA polymerase II.